Messenger RNA from Annulohypoxylon truncatum, 1946 nucleotides. RefSeq lists its product as uncharacterized. The coding region runs from base 652 to 1710 and encodes 352 amino acids. The record is from RefSeq and is a predicted model, not a curated record. NCBI's taxonomy places the organism in Eukaryota, Fungi, Ascomycota, Sordariomycetes, Xylariales, Hypoxylaceae. The transcript has 3 exons.
CUUUUUAUAAGUUUUCGGAUGUACGGUACUACUAGGGGAAACCGGAGAUCCCCUCGCUAUUUCGGAGAUUGCGCAUAUUUCCGAAUAAGAGUGGAGAAAGGGGUUAAAUUGCUAUUCCAUUAUAAGUUCGUCGUGAGUCUGAAGCGAUAAAGUUAAGAAGUAUCACUACAUCCCAGUCUUCAUACGAAGGAUCCAACUUAGAACUGACUCCGCUUUUACCCUAAUUGAUCGUUCUUGCAAUCCGUCCCCGCGCUCAAGGGUCCGAUGAGCCCCACUUUAUACCGGAGCCGGACCGCAUUAAGCCAUCGAAUCGCACCCGGUAAUGCACCCACGUAUUCCGAACGUAAUACGGCGAGGAAUGAGAGGGUAUGCUGAGAUUGUGUGGGUCUCUUUGAUCUGCCGAUGAGGCACAGGAUUCUUUGCUUUAGACCUUCGUCGAUGCCAAGGUAGGCUAUUAUGUGUGGAUGCUGUAAGAUCCGUAUACGAUGCUAGUGCCAAGGCGUCGAAAACGAAAUAAGUUAGGUGAGCCGUCCUUCGGAUGAACAAGCCGCUCAUCGCGAUGCCUGUAUUUUUAUUAUAGUACAUCCUCUCACCCGUCUUUUUUAGCUAUCCUCCACCUUAACAUCAUCUAGAUCUACCUAGUUAUCAACCAUGUCACUCUUAGGGGCCAAAGCCCGGCGCGCAGCUGCGUCGAUACCAUUUCUUCUUAUCUCAGUCUGGUGCUUUCGCAUGAUGGAUAUUGAAAAGCUAGUAGAGAACCAACAGCCCUUCGUCGACUCCGGAGUAAUUGAAUGGGAAGGCGGAAAAGUUUUGAUCCUGGAUCACUUCCACAACAUAGGCAUUCUUGACCAAAUUUGGCGUGGAUCGAUGGGUACUUUCUCGCCGUCUACGUUCGGAUAUGAUCCCGUCGCCUGGUGGCAAAUGCUCUCGUUUCUUACCGAUCUCGGGCCGGUGUAUGCGCUAUGGAUCUUGGAAUCCUGCCGUGCCGGAAGCUUUUAUACACCGGCGUACCUACCGACGCUGUUUAGUCUCACUGGACAAUUGACAGGCUUGGGAUCACUAGCACCCAUUUUCUACUUUCUUUGCUUCGCAUUUGGUCCGACGGCUUCCGACCUGGCUCGGAUGCCGGCGCGGGACCGAACUAUCCGACGUGAGCAUGUCGGGCUUCUACUUCCGCUCGUCUUAGUCUUCCAUACGUAUCAGGUGUUCGGCAUAUUCUUUUCCCCGGAGCUAUCGACGCGGCAUUUCUGGACUUGGGCUUGGCAGCUGGCUCCUUUCUGGAUCGGCGUCGGCAACGUUCUGCUCGCCGCGAUGAGCAAGCCACUUCUACCCAAAUCGAGCAGUCUGACGUCGGCAAAAUUUCUUCUAUUAGUAUUGGGCUUGAUCUCGGCUGGUGUUUGGGGCUACAUGCUGCUGUAUUCGCCUUAUCCCUUGUCUACCGUCUUCUUACCUAUGCUGGAGUCCCAGACCGAGUUUGUCGCACAUUGCCGAAAAGCACUACAAGCCGACCACCUGGCUGUCUUCGGCAGCUCGUUUCUCUGGCUGAUUUACUCGUUUUACGACCUUCAUCUUGCUGGUCUGCUAGGAAAAGGCUGGUUAUAUAACACCGCACUCCUACUCGCCAUUACCGCCUUCAUCGGGCCUGGAGCUGCUUUCACUUUUGGCUGGUACCUGAGAGAGAAGGCGUUGUCAACCUACCAGAAGGGUUGACCUUCUUCCACUUAUCGUUCAUAGUUAAACUAUUUAUAGGAAGUGCUCCAGGAGUCGGAUGUAGCAGGCCGAGUUCAUAUAUUGUGUCCGAUCCGCGGGUGCAAGCAAUCGGCUAGAAUGCGCCAUUCGGGGAUGCAUUGCAAUCCUCUAUAACCUCCCGACACCCAAUUAUAAUCGACCGCAAUUUUCAUCUAAUCGCCUGCCCUAGGCCAUAUCCUCUCCAAAUACUCCUCGCC